Nanorana parkeri is the source of this 1299-nucleotide messenger RNA. Its product is annotated as alpha-2-macroglobulin-like. The record is from RefSeq and is a predicted model, not a curated record. Bases 19 to 1299 code for a protein of 426 amino acids. Gene Ontology annotation, molecular function: endopeptidase inhibitor activity. Lineage: Eukaryota; Metazoa; Chordata; Amphibia; Anura; Dicroglossidae. The transcript has 11 exons.
UAAAGAGGCAGCCACAUAAUGUGCAAGCAGUCUACCCAGACCUGCAACAUGGUGUCCUGGGUGCUAUGUGCGGGUCUAGUCCUUCUUCACAUCUCCUGCUUAGUGGAAGCCAAACUACACUAUGCGGUCAUCUUCCCCUCCGAGAUUCGCUCCCAGCAUUCUGAAACCAUAUGUAUACAUCUGGAGGGGGCUCAGGGGGAGAGCAGAGUCGAGAUCUCCUUAGAUCUAGAGGGAAACAAUCAAAUCCUUGUAGAGAAGAGCUUCAAGCAGGACUCCAUAUCCACCUGUGUUCCAAUCCAGGUUUCCAGGCCUCAAGAGAAGGAGGUGGUUGGCAAGUUAAGCAUCUCCGUACAAAAUGCAGGGAAUACAAUAGUGAAGAGCACUAACGUUCUGGUGAGGAAGAAGAGAUUCAAUCUGCUGGUUCAAUCAGACAAAGCUGUGUACAAGCCGGGACAAACUGUAAAGUUCAGAAUUUUGUCAAUAAAUGAAGAUCUUCAACCCAGAGACAAAGUGCUUCCAGUCGUAGAACUACAGGAUCCAGGAAAGAACCAGAUUGGUCAGUGGCUGAAUGUGAGCCUCAAUCAGGGAAUGGCUGAGCUUUCCCUUCCUCUCUCCUCUGAGCCUCCACUGGGGGAAUACUCCAUCCGCGUGAAGGACACAGUUCAUACUAUCUCUGUGGAGGAAUAUGUUCUUCCAAAGUUUGAAGUUACCCUUCAGUUCCCCAAGGUUGUGACGUUUAACAGUGAACAGUUUCCACUUCGCGUGUGUGGAAGGUACACUUAUGGGAAGCCAGUUCAAGGAAACUAUACAACUGCUGUGUGCCAAAAGCAUUUGCCAUACUGGAGACGUGUGCAGGACAACAUUGCAGGCAUCUGUGCUAAAUUCAGUGGAAAGCUGGGUAGAUCAGGAUGUGAUACAAUAGCUGUAAAUUCUGGGGUCUUUAAACUGAAAAGCACUACAAUGGAGCGCACACUGAAAGGAGACGCCUCCAUCACUGAGGAUGGGACUGGAAUCGAGUUAUCUACAAGCAGCCAAGCUGAUAUAUCAAACAUAAUCUACAAGGUGUCCUUUGUUGAUGCUGACAGUAACUACAAGUCUGGAAUCCCAUUCAAUGGAGUGGUGAAAGUGGUAGAUGCCAGUGACAACCCUGUACCAGGCAUUAAUGUUUACCUAACAAGCUAUGUCAGUAAAAUCAAUAAAACUUUGAUGACAGAUGACAAUGGACAAGCUUCUUUCACUAUCAAUACAAACGAAUGGAUUGGAAAAGUAUCCCUCUCGGUACUGACAUUUCUAUAUUGA